GCAUUUCUCAGUCAAGUUCAAGGCCCUUUGGUCAUGAGUGAUUUGGGUACCCUGAAGCUCAGCGAUGGCACUGAGUCCCGGUUACUCAAUGUGGUGGAAAGCGAGCUCCAAGCAGGGAGGGAGAAGGGCGACCCCACGGAGAAGCAACUACAGAUCAUCCUGGAGGAUGCCCCUCUCUGGCAGAGGUUCAAGGAAGUCACGAAUGAGAUGAUUGUGACCAAGAAUGGCAGACGAAUGUUCCCAGUCCUGAAGGUCAGUGUGACGGGGCUGGACCCCAACGCCAUGUACUCCCUGCUGCUGGACUUUGUCCCCACUGAUGGUCACCGCUGGAAGUAUGUCAACGGGGAGUGGGUGCCUGCGGGUAAGCCCGAAGUGUCCAGCCACAGCUGCGUCUACAUACACCCCGACUCCCCAAACUUUGGGGCACACUGGAUGAAGGCGCCCAUCUCCUUCAGCAAAGUCAAGCUCACCAACAAGCUCAAUGGAGGCGGGCAGAUAAUGCUGAACUCCUUGCAUAAAUAUGAACCCCAGGUUCACAUAGUGCGAGUGGGGGGCUCCCACCGGAUGGUGAUGAACUGCUCUUUCCCUGAAACCCAGUUCAUUGCAGUAACUGCCUAUCAGAAUGAGGAGAUUACAGCGCUCAAAAUCAAGUACAACCCUUUUGCCAAAGCCUUCUUGGAUGCUAAGGAAAGGUGAGUAGGGAAGUUUCAGUGAGAUUUUAUGGACUGACCUCUGCAAAUGUGAGACUUGUGAUUCUCUUUAAAGCAACUAGAUUAGCAGCAUCUGCAUAUUACCUGUGCUAGAAACUUGUUUUCUUCUUUUUUUUAAAAAAAAUAUUUAUUUUAUUUAUUUAUUCCCUUUUGUUGCCCUUGUUGUUUUAUUGUUGUAGUUAUUAUUGUUGUUGUCGUUGUUGGAUAGGACAGAGAGAAAUGGAGAGAGGAGGGGAAGACAGAGAGGAGGAGAGAAAGACAGACACCUGCAGACCUGCUUCACCGCCUGUGAAGCGACUCCACUGCAGGUGGGGAGCUGGGGUUCGAACCGGGAUCCUUAUGCCAGUCCUUGUGCUUUGCGCCACCUGCGCUUAACCCGCUGCGCU
Erinaceus europaeus (western European hedgehog) is the source of this 1096-nucleotide messenger RNA. RefSeq names its product T-box transcription factor 19. NCBI's taxonomy places the organism in Eukaryota, Metazoa, Chordata, Mammalia, Eulipotyphla, Erinaceidae. The transcript has 4 exons. Gene Ontology annotation, molecular function: DNA-binding transcription factor activity, RNA polymerase II-specific; RNA polymerase II cis-regulatory region sequence-specific DNA binding. The record is from RefSeq and is a predicted model, not a curated record. Gene Ontology annotation, cellular component: nucleus. Gene Ontology annotation, biological process: positive regulation of DNA-templated transcription; mesoderm formation; heart morphogenesis. The coding region runs from base 34 to 696 and encodes 220 amino acids.